Molecule: messenger RNA, 993 nt
Organism: Rotaria sp. Silwood2
Lineage: Eukaryota; Metazoa; Rotifera; Eurotatoria; Philodinida; Philodinidae
Source: the annotation of a GenBank genome assembly
AUGUUUUUUUUUAGUUUUAAACCUGGUGAUUAUAUAAGCAUUAAUUUACCACGUGUUGCUCUUUAUGAGUUUCAUCCAUUUACAAUUAGUAGUGCUCCAGAACAAACAGAUUAUCUUUGUGUGCAUAUUCAAGCAGUUGGUAAUUGGACCAAACAAGUCUAUCAACGUUUUAAAGAAAUGUCGGAAAAUGAUGCUCAAGAAAAUCAAAUUAAAAUUUAUCGUGCUGAUAUUCAUCCAGAAGAAUCAGUUAUUAAUCUUCAAAAUAUGGAACAAAAUCAUAUUCACGAUGCUGAUGAUAAUGAUGAAAAUGGAAGUGCUAUAACACAAUCUCAUGUCAAAAUUAGAAAACGAGAACCUGUUUUUAUUAAAGGACCUUAUUCAUCGUGUGCACGUUAUAUAUUUGAUUGUAAACAUGUUGUAUUAAUUGGUGGUGGUAUUGGUAUAACGCCAUAUGCAUCAAUCUUGUCAAGUCUUAUGGCGCAAUUUCGUUCAUCAUAUGUUGUUUGUAAACAUUGUAAUGGUAUUAAUUAUAGUUCUAAAGGUCUUGUAAGAAAUCGUCGUUUAAAAAAAGUUGAUUUUAUUUGGGUAAAUCGUGAUUAUAAAAAUUUCGAAUGGUUUCUUAAUCUUCUUCGUCAAUUUGAACAAGAACAAGAAUAUUAUUUAGCAUCAAAUUCUAAUGCAGAACGUUUUCUUGACAUACAUUUAUACUUUACAGAAAUAAAACAUGAUGAAAAUAUUGGUAAUGUACCAUUAGAUCUUAUUACAAAAAUUUGGGCACAAAUAGCUGGACAAGAUAUUUUUACAAGUUUAAAAUCUAAAACACAUUUAGGUCGACCGCAAUGGAAAGAUCUAUUUAAUGAAUUAAUAUCGGGUGAAAAUGCUUCAACAGCUAAUGAUGUUAGUGUUUUCUUUUGUGGACCACCAACAAUGGCAAAAGCAAUUAAAAAUCAUUGUGCAACUUUUCGAUUUCGAUUUUAUGAAGAAAAAUUUUGA